AUGGCCGGUCAUGAUGAACGAUACGAAACGCCAUCUGCGGAGGACUACUUCUCUGACAACACGCGGGGCCGCAUAGAGCGUGAACAUGUACGACAAUCAGGAGCCACGUCCGGCACGAUCAAGGCGAAGCGUAAGCCAUGUGCUUGGAGAAGAAAGACAAGAAAGCCUAGCUUUGGCCAAAAGAUCCUACAGGUAGCUCGACAGCUCAGCGAAGCAGAAUUGGAUGCACAGCUGGAUCGACUUGGCAUACCGGGCCCAGAGGAUCCUGCGGAUAUGCUACCGGUAGUCCGCGAUGGCGUCUUCCCGUAUAUCAGUGAGCUACUUAGACAAUAUGGCCAAGGAGAAUGGGCUCUACGACCCCGGACCUUUCUUAUCCUAAGGCGGCUCGGCUGUGUGAAGACGAUGGAAGACUUCGUCGCCAUGAAGAGGACCGACGCCUUCCUUCCCUACGAUGAUCGAAACCUGCCAGAUUUCAUCAAAGGCUCCGAAAUCAGGGCUAAAUUUCUCAAGUGUCAGCGUUUGGUCCUCUCGAACAAACAUCUCAACGAUCUUGAAAAGGAAGGUAGUGCACAUCAAAACUUCACCCGCAACGCAGACGAAUACUUCUCCUUCGUGAAGCUCCUAGGACAAGGCGGAUCCGGCACAGUCGAUCAUGUGUAUGGGACUUUCAGCUUGAAGAACUUCGCACGAAAGCGAUUGCACCGCGGUAUCUCGGCUUUGCAGGAUGAACAGGCCUUGGGAAGGUUUGAAAACGAGCUGACAGCGUUGAAGGCCGCUUCACACCGACACCUUGUGAAACUAGUCUCUUCAUAUACUGAUCCUACCUACGUCGGGAUCAUAAUGCGGCCAGUGGCAGACGAAGACCUUAAAUCGUACUUGAAGAGACAAUUCGCAAGCGAGAUAGAUGUAAAGGCCAGGAAGCAAUGCAUCCAGACCUUUUUUGGCUGUCUUUCGAAGGCAUUAGAAUACCUACAUCGGAAUCGAAUCCACCACAAGGACAUAAAGCCACAGAAUGUUCUCGUCAAGAAUACCGAAGUCUAUCUUACGGACUUUGGAACCGCGCGGACUCUAGGGGAGCUCAGUCGAAGCCUUUCGACGGGCCGCGUGGAAGAGGCAACUCUGCGGUAUUGUGCGCCUGAGGUUGCGGACCAAGCGCCCCGAGGAAAACAAAGCGACAUAUGGUCCAUGGGAUGUGUCUUCUUGGAGAUGGCCACAGUACAUAACAACCGUACACUCGAAGAGAUGGAGUCCUUCUACGCAUCGACUGGGACCACCUCGUUGGGAUACUGGAGAAAUGAAGAAGCCACUGCCGGCUGGAUUGAGAGUCUCACAAACAGGGGCUCUUCGCAAGACACCAAGGUACCGUUGCAGUGGGUACAGUCGAUGCUGCGCGACGAUCAGUCCGAUCGCCCUACAGCCUCUCAAUUAGUUGCCAAAAUUGCGGAUGCACCAAGCGAUCAACGAUUCUUUUGCUUCCAUUGUUUGGAGAACCAUCAAGAUAUUGCUGCACAAACCUUUGCAGAUGAUCGGAUGGCCUCAUCAGAUGUGGUCACUGGGGCACUUCUAAAAUCAUACAUCCAGAAGACUUUCGGUUUCCACCAAAAUGAUAUCCACGGCUCUUUAGAUGGGUCUGAUGACGAUACCAUCACAGCAAAGAUGCUUGAGGAUGCUACUGCAGUGGCGGACCCCGUUGACCAGGCUUCUGACACGGUAGUCGACCAGGAAGAAUAUCAAAGCGAUGUAUCAUCUCGUGACGCCCAAGAACCUUCGUCGGCCGGUCAAGCCCACGUCGGAAACCCUUCACAAAGUCCAUUGGGAAAUGACGGACCCAAGGCUGCUCAAGGAGUUGAACUUUUGCAGCCAUUCGAAGCAAAAGUGGAUGAACCAACAACUACUUCUGCUUCUAUUCCAACUGCUUACAAACCCAGUUCUGACGCAAAAUUAAAAUACUCCCCACAAAGCGGGAGCAAAAGAGUAGCAUUUGAAGCCAACACCCAUGAAAGGCCUUCAAUGCCUUCCGCCCGGUUCUCCGCUCUUCCAAAAGAUCAAAGACCUGAGCCAUCCCGAUCAUUCAGUGAGUCUGUUGGCUUGGAUGACAUGCCAAUUGUACCUUCGGAGCCGCUUGUUCCCCCACCACUUGACCUGCGAGAUGGCUAUACUCCUCCAAAAUCUACACUGGUGCCUUCCUAUGUCCUAGCCGGAUCCAAUCGAUUCACCAUGCAAGAGGUCAGGGCAUCUGACCCUACUCUCGGCAGCUUCAACCUGUUUGUGUAUGGGCGUUUGAUGUUUCCCAGCGCUCUGCGAGCAUUAGCGGCCCGCUCAAUCGGAGGAGUGUACUCCCCGAUACACCAGAGGCGCCUGGUCCCAUCUACCUCUGAUUGGGCUGGCGCGAAUCUUUCGGUCAAGCAGGCAGCUGAGAUUAUGACGCCUGCAAGUCUCGAAGAAUUUGAUGUAUGGCGUCCGGCAGGUUUGAAUUGCGCUGCAAUUCAGGAGUCAUCCAUGACAAGGAACAUAAUCAAGAACAGAGAUAGACGAAGGUUGUCAAGUCUGAAACCUGGUCCUCCAGGGGAAGUGACCGGUUUUGUGAUCAAAGGUGUUACCGAAGAAGCCCUCAGAUAUUGCGACCUGGUCUUCACGCAAUGCUCAUCGACUGGAAAUGUCAGAUCAAAUGAGAAGGAUAAGAUCAAAUCCAAUGUCGAUGCCCUCCUUCUUAGGAAGCUGGUUAUGGUGGACGUACAGCUCACCACAGGCGACCAUCGCUCUGUACCAGCUUACACUUAUGUAUGGUCUCAAGGAGAAAAGCAACUCUAUCACCCAUGGCGUCCAGAGGAAUUCGUACGAGGACGUAGUUUCGAACCUUUUUGUGAUACCGAAGGGCAAAAUUGGAGAGCAGAAGAAACGUCGCUUGCAGAAACGAUGAAGAUCAACUACGCGUUAGCUGGCGACGAUCUCCUCAGUGCGAUUCUUUCUAACGAUGUUCCAAAACUGAAGGAUCUCUUGGAGAACCAUUACAUGGGUGUCGACUCGCGUUGCAGGAAGUAUGGGACUUCACUGCAAGCUGCCGUCGCGAAUGGGAACCAAGACAUGGUUCAUCUCCUCCUAGAAUACGGCGCGGACUCAAGUGCAAGAGGUGGGAAAUAUGGCACCCCCCUUAUAACUGCGACGAUUGGCAGUAGGAAACACAUCACGCGUCUUCUUCUAGACGCCAGGGCUGAUGUGUUCGCUCGGCAUACCAAACACGUCAAUGCUCUCUAUCAAGCAGUAGGUCACGGAGACUGGGCCAUCGCAAGCAUGCUCCUAGAGGCGGGCGCUUGGCUCAGUAAGGAUUAUGGAGAGAUCAAGGAUCUUGCAGUCGAGCAAGGUGAUCGAGAAAUGCAAGCUCUUCUGCUCGACUACGACGUCCGCGAUUACUCUAUGUAUCCUCGCCUGGAAGAUAGGGCGCGAAGGAAGCCUCAGGAGAAGGGCGAACAGCGAGGACUAAUGAAGACAUCUGGGCGUGUCUUCAGCGCUACUCUCAAGAAAUUUCUAGUUCUCAGCUCCCAGCCUGGUAGCUUCCGAGGUCGAAAAGGCGUGGCAAUCACGCGCGCAGCGCUCGCCGCUGGCGCGCCCCUGAUGAUACUGGAUCAUAUCCGAAAUGCCAUUGAUCCAGUCAUGAAACUUAUCGAUACUCUCAAAGCGGCAGACCAGCAACAACAACAAGAAGCCAUGCGGAGUGGUGUAGAUGGGGGAGGAAAGAUCGAGGAGUUGGGAUCAGACGAGGAUGAUGACAUUGACAAGACGAGAAGCCCUACCAUUAAUGUGACAAGAGCAGAUGACCUUCAAGGGAGUAGCCCCGCGGCAGACAGGAAGGCCUCUGAGCUACGAGAAGAUGAGCAUCGAUCCAGAAGAGGUAAUUCCAAUCCUCCAGCAAACCAGCCCCGCCCUGAAGAUCGUCCUGAGACACCUUCACACCCUCCGCGAUGGCGCCAGCCGAAACCAUCGAGCCCACCGCACCACCCCUCCGCGCGCCCUCCCCGCACCCACCGACCGCCCCCCACACCCUCCCCCUCCCUCACCUCCUCCAAUCUCGAAGUCCUCACCCAAGGCGCCGAAGCCCUCGUCUACAAAUCCGUCUUCCUCACUCCCUCCACGCCGUGCGUCGUAAAAUACCGCCCGCCGAAACCCUACCGGCACCCGGUGCUCGACAAGCGGCUUACAAAAGCGCGAUUACUAGCCGAAGCGAGAGUGCUAGUUCGGUGCAAGAGAUGGAGUAGGCGUGCCGGGGUGCUGGGGCGGAUUGGGAGGGGGUGGUUAGUUUUGGAGUGGGUUGAGGGGAGGACGGUGAGGGCUGUGUUGGAUGGGUGGGCGGAGGGGUUCGACAGAGGGAGGGAAAGGGGAGGGGAUAAGGGCAUCCUGGAGUUGAUGGGGAGGGUGGGCAGGGCGGUGGGGAAGUUGCAUGAGAUUGGGGUGUGUCAUGGGGAUUUGACGACGAGUAAUUUGAUGGUGAGACAGGAGGAGAGGAAGGAGGCGCAACGGGCACAAAGGUCGAGAGGGCGGCUGACGACGAGCGAGAUGAGGAUGAUUGCGGAGGAUGGAGGGGUUCCUGCGUUUCCGUCGGUGGAUGCGCAGGCGCAGGGACGAGGUGAUGAGCUGGAGGGUGAGAUUGUGCUUAUUGAUUUUGGGCUUGCGUCGCAUUCUACGCAGAAUCUGCAGGAUGAAGAUCGCGCGGUCGAUCUAUAUGUUUUGGAGAGGGCUUUUGCGGCGACGCAUCCGGCAGCUGAGCCGCUGUUCACGGAGGUGUUAAAGGCGUAUGGGGAGAGCUUCAAGGGCGGGAGAGCAGUGUUGAGGAGGUUGGAGGAUGUCAGGUUAAGAGGGAGGAAGAGGAGUAUGCUGGGCUAA
Didymosphaeria variabile is the source of this 4878-nucleotide messenger RNA. RefSeq lists its product as uncharacterized. The record is from RefSeq and is a predicted model, not a curated record. Gene Ontology annotation, biological process: protein phosphorylation. Gene Ontology annotation, molecular function: protein serine/threonine kinase activity; ATP binding; protein binding. The transcript has 4 exons. NCBI's taxonomy places the organism in Eukaryota, Fungi, Ascomycota, Dothideomycetes, Pleosporales, Didymosphaeriaceae. The coding region runs from base 1 to 4878 and encodes 1625 amino acids. Gene Ontology annotation, cellular component: cytosol.